CUCUUAAGUGAUGAGAGUUACGGAUGACGAAGCCGGACCUUGUCGUAAUCAUUGCACAAAACCAGUCGAACAAUGUCAACAAGUCGGAAUGUUUAUUUCUCAAUAUUUUCGAACUUUCGAGACAACCAGUUAGAGAUAUGAUUGAUUUUCGUAGGAAAAAUAUAUUCCCGAUACUUAUACUAUUUGUGCUAUACAGGGGCUAUAGAACGUCUGAAGUCAGAAUAUCUACACCAGACAGAUACAGUUAUCGCUAUUUAACGGGGGACGGUGUUCCGACUCCCAACACCACCUACCUUAGCUUCCAGGUCCAAGCCUGCAAUGACGCUCACGUAGCGUUAAAAUCCUCGGGAAGGAAACCGCUAGAAAUCGUUCUGGGUGGAUGGAGUAACUCCAAAUCUUGUUUUCGGACUGAAAUUCAGGGAUCAUGUAGGACUGAACACAAAGGACGCAUUUUAGACUGUGGGGAGUUCCAAACAUUUUGGAUCGAUUGGACGACCAGACGGAUAAGAGUGGGGAAAACAGACAACGGUAUAAAGGAUCCAUUGCUGACCUAUCGACUCAAUGCAGCAUUGUCUAAUGUAGAAAUUGGCAUUACGACGGGAUUUGGAGCUUCUGGUGUAUGGGUUUUUCAAGGACCGACUACUCCAACACCAAGCAUAACAACGGCAGCAACACUUUCAUCUUCUAACUCCCAGCUGGUGGAACUCUCUCGGGGCGCCUCUACUGGACAGGGUAAUAGCGUUGCGGUACCAAUCACGUUGGGGAUCCUGUCCGUUGUAGCAGUGGCGCUAAUCGGAGUGUUUGUGUGGAGAAAGAAAUUCUACAAACCAUAUGGUCAUACUUCGGACGUUCAGAUGAUAAACCCGAUGUAUAACGAGAAGGAAAUGAACACAUACGAGAUUAUACGAAGGUCUCACCCGGAGGAUAACAUGUACACUGACCUGAGUCCUCUAGACGUCACAAAAAUAGGGGACACCCACGGGUAUUAUGACGUCGCAAAACCUGUUCAGGAAACUAACACACAUAUGUAUGAGGACACUAACGGACAACGCUCCAGAUAUCCCCGAAAUUCCCGAAAUUCUCGGGUGUUCGGUCAGACACAUUAUGACGAAAUACUGGGAAUGGAAAACCAAACAGCGGAAGGGAACCAGCAAAAAUAUCAUAUUAAUGACACAUACCUCGUACCACAACCCUCAAUAAAGAGGCGGUAACUCAUAACACAAAAAGAAAUCUGAAGUAGUCGUAACAUAUAUGUACGAUACUAUAUAUUUUCUUCAGUUCUAGAAAGGACCUUUAAUUUAUCAGGUUUAAAACAACAGCAAAUAUCUUAUUCAUCCAAAGAGAAACAGGGGGAUUACAUUUUUUGCUUUUACUUCCGUCAACAGAAAUAAAGUUUUAAAAGUCUCGUA
Messenger RNA from Ostrea edulis (European flat oyster), 1409 nucleotides. RefSeq lists its product as uncharacterized. The coding region runs from base 24 to 1211 and encodes 395 amino acids. The record is from RefSeq and is a predicted model, not a curated record. Lineage: Eukaryota; Metazoa; Mollusca; Bivalvia; Ostreida; Ostreidae. The transcript is spliced from 5 exons.